Molecule: messenger RNA, 769 nt
Organism: Perkinsus marinus ATCC 50983
Lineage: Eukaryota; Perkinsozoa; Perkinsida; Perkinsidae
Product: Glutathione S-transferase, putative
Exons: 5
Coding region: 28-702 (224 amino acids)
Biological process (GO): glutathione metabolic process
Molecular function (GO): glutathione transferase activity
Source: RefSeq, a predicted model, not a curated record
GAGUUCUUGACAAUUUCUUACUCCACAAUGUCCAGUAAUCUGCUCAAACUUCAUUAUUUCGACUUGGCUGCUAGGGCGGAACCAGUUCGUCUGUCAUUUGCUAUUCAAGGGAUCCCCUUCAUUGAUCACCGUAUCUCGAUGGAAGACUGGAAGAAGAGCCUAAAGCCGACUCAUGUGUUCCCCCUCGACCAACUGCCCGUUCUGGAGUUUCCUGAUGGCAAAAUGGCGACUCAAAGUCAUGCUAUUCUGAGAUAUGUGGCUACGCUGCGUCCAUCGUAUGGUCUCUACCCCACUGACCCUAUCCAGAGACUAGGCAUAGAUCAGCUGUUGGAUACCUUUGCCGAUAUCAGAGAGAAGACAAGAGUUGUCAAGGUCAUGUCUGACGGCCCUGCCAAGGAAGCUGCGAAAUCGGAGUUGUCACGUACUACCUAUCCGUUCUACUUCGACAGAGUUGAGCGUAUGAUCGGGGACAACAAGUAUUCGGUUGGAGAUCACCUGACAAUCUCUGAUCUGGAGAUUGAUUCAAUAUUAUACUUCAUAUUCAACAUAGCAAAUCUGGGCGCUCAACCAUCCAUUUUGAAGCCCUAUGAGAAGCUACAAAGGAUUCAGGCUUUGGUAGCGGCCAACCCUGCUGUGAAACUGUGGCGCGAAAAUCGCGAAGUGAAGCCCCUUCCUACUGUUGCUGAGAGUUUUGCUCAUUAGAUAUUCUUUGAAAGCAUCGCUUGAUAUUUUGGUUUGUAAAUGGUUUUUAUCUCAACUUCUACAACCA